This is a messenger RNA of Parus major (Great Tit), 394 nucleotides long. RefSeq lists its product as uncharacterized. The transcript has a single exon. Bases 42 to 353 code for a protein of 103 amino acids. The record is from RefSeq and is a predicted model, not a curated record. NCBI's taxonomy places the organism in Eukaryota, Metazoa, Chordata, Aves, Passeriformes, Paridae.
CACCAGAACCCCCUGGCAAAGACCACACGAGAACCAAGGGAAUGGAGAAGGCCAAAGCGAUGCCAGAGAUGACCAACCCCCCUCCCAGGUCGAGGAACCGGCCGCCUCCAGCCCCUCCUCUGGGCUCUCGCUUCAUCCCAGUCAUUGUCCACGCUGGGGACCGUCCCCUCAGCUCCCUGGACUUCGUGUUCUACCAGCCCCAGUGGUCCAACUCUCUGGCCCCGUUCUGCACCUCGCAGAAACCUUUCUGUGGCUUCCGCUUCCAGGAGAGCGCCAGCCACGGCCGGCGGCGCCUCGGCGUGGAGAGCACAGACCCCAUCAAGUGGAGAUCCUUCCACGGCCCCAAACCGUAGCUGAGAGCAGCCCAGGCCAGGAAAUAAAGCCCAGUAAAAUC